Messenger RNA from Chelmon rostratus (copperband butterflyfish), 431 nucleotides. RefSeq names its product apolipoprotein A-II (gene apoa2). The record is from RefSeq and is a predicted model, not a curated record. The transcript is spliced from 3 exons. Lineage: Eukaryota; Metazoa; Chordata; Actinopteri; Chaetodontiformes; Chaetodontidae. The coding region runs from base 3 to 431 and encodes 142 amino acids.
AAAUGAAUGCAAAAUAUGCCCUGGCCCUGAUCCUCACUCUGCAGGUCUCCAUGAGCCUGUGUGAGAUUCCUCCACCAUCGCAGGAACUUGUUGAGAAGUAUGAUCAAAUGAAGCAUGUGUUCUACAAGAGGCUGCUGAAGGCUUAUGAGAGGAUGGUGGGCACUUUUUCGUCAAUGGACGGUGUCAGCAGCGGCCCGUCGACACAGGCUGUCAAAGACUACGCCGAGGAACUGCAGACCAAGCCUGAGUUCCAAGCCCUCGUCAAGGUUGCCACUGCUGCCGGUGCUGAGGCAGCUCCUCUGUUGGACAAGGCCCGCGAAGCUGCGCUGGGUGCGUACGGACACUAUGCACGCCCCUACGUCGGCAAGUACCUGAGCGACGCCGUUGACCACAUAAAGGUCUACCUGGACCAGGUCAUGCCCGCUGAGUAG